UUGUCAGUUUGGGAGUCUACUGUACAUGCACCAAAUCACCUUCGACUAUUACGUACUAUUUCAGGAAAAGAAGGUCCACCGGGAGUGCCUGGAGUGGAUGGCUUGCCUGGUGCACCUGGCCGGAAAGGAGAAGAUGGUUUCCCAGGACAGCCCGGAGUUGAAGGUCAAAAAGGAGAGGCUGGAUUGCCUGGAGCAUCUGGACAGCCGGGAACACCGGGGCCACAUGGGUUCCCUGGACAAAAAGGAAUGAAUGGAAUCCCUGGCGUACCAGGAAACAAAGGUGACGCCGGACUGCCUGGCUUACCUGGUCAACACGGAGCAAAGGGCAAUGCUGGUCUCCCCGGUGUACCCGGGUCACCUGGUAUGAAAGGUAACGCCGGAGUGCCUGGAGCUCCUGGACAAAAUGGACAUCCCGGUUCGCCUGGUAUGAAGGGCGAUCGCGGUUUCAACGGGAUCCCUGGGGAAAAGGGUGAACCUGGACCUGCAGCACGCAAUGGACCAAAAGGAGAUCAAGGACUGCCUGGACAACCAGGAAUCAGAGGGCCUCAAGGUCCACCUGGGCUCCCUGGUCUCUUAGGAAUGAAGGGAGAUUCAGGGCUGCCAGGAUAUGGGCAACCUGGACUAAUUGGUGAGAAGGGAUUAGCUGGAGUGCCGGGGAAAAUGGGACGACCCGGAACACCGGGACCACCAGGACAAGACGGUCUACCAGGAUUCCCCGGUCUCAAAGGCGAACCGGGAUAUCCCGGUCGACCCGGAGCCACUGGCAAAGACGGAAUGCCCGGUCUCCCAGGUCUCAAAGGAGAUAUUGGCGCUUCUGGAGCGCCUGGACUGCCAGGAUCACCGGGACAGCCCGGAGGAGCGGGGAUACCUGGCAUAAGAGGUGAUAAGGGGCAAUCUGGUUUGCCCGGACUUCCAGGUGAUCGUGGACUCGAUGGCGUUCCUGGCUUCAAAGGAGAUAGCGGUUAUCCCGGUCAACCUGGACCUCGUGGAGCACCCGGCCCGAAGGGUAACGCUGGCGCACCAGGCUUCCCAGGUCUGAAAGGAAAUGCAGGACUUCCUGGCCACGACGGCCUUCCUGGGAUGCCCGGAAUCAAAGGUGAAGCGGGGCUUCAGGGACAGCCAGGCCGCGAUGGAGUAGACGGAAUACCAGGAGAAAGAGGACUUGUUGGAUCACCUGGUUUACAAGGACUGCCUGGACAAGCAUUCGAUGGACCUCAAGGACCCCCAGGAAUCUCAGGUUUCCCAGGAAAAGACGGCCUUCCUGGCUUACCAGGACUCAAGGGCGACUCUGGCCAGCCUGGUUAUUCUGGUGCACCAGGUCUUAAGGGAGAAGGCGGUCUUCCAGGCUUCCCAGGACAAAAAGGAGAAGCAGGAAAACCAGGAAUCCCAGGAAAACGAGGCGGAGACGGCUACCCCGGAGCGCCAGGGAAAGACGGUCUGCCUGGUCUUCCUGGUGUUAAGGGAGAAACGGGCUUGCUGGGCCCUCAGGGACCACCCGGCAUUCCUGGUCUACCUGGCACCAAAGGUGACGUUGGCCUUCCUGGAUUUCCUGGUCAGAAAGGAGAAAGCGGUUUACCUGGUCUCCCCGGUCAACCUGGCCUUCCUGGAAUCAAAGGAGAUUCUGGCUUUCCUGGAGAACCAGGUCGUGAAGGGCAACCGGGUAUGGACGGUCCACAAGGGCCGCCCGGACUACCGGGACCAAGUAGUAGAACUGUUCCCGGACAAAAAGGAGAGCCUGGUCUUCCUGGAGUUCCAGGGAUACGUGGGGAGAAAGGUUUCCCCGGUCUUGACGGCCCUCCUGGAGUCGACGGGCCACCUGGGAUCACUGGGUCGCGUGGGAGUGAUGGUUUCCCUGGUCAGCCUGGCUUACCAGGUGAGAAAGGCGCUGCAGGGACUCCAGGGCUCCCGGGCCUUGACGGUGCUCCUGGAGGACCUGGCGCGCCUGGAUAUCCUGGUGCACCCGGGCCAGCUGGUCCUUCAUACAGAGAUGGUUUCCUACUUGUGAAACACUCGCAAACUACGGACAUUCCUCGCUGUCCUGAAGGUCAUACUAAAUUGUGGGACGGCUACUCGUUGUUGUACAUCGAAGGAAAUGAGAAAUCCCAUAACCAAGACCUUGGUCAUGCUGGUUCGUGUCUGCAACGCUUUUCUACCAUGCCGUUUUUGUUCUGCGAUUUCAAUAAUGUAUGCAACUACGCAUCACGAAACGACAAGUCGUACUGGCUUUCAACCACCGCACCGAUUCCUAUGAUGCCCGUUAGUGAAGGAGAAAUCGAGCGCUACAUUUCACGGUGUUCUGUCUGUGAGGCGCCAGCGAAUGUGAUCUCUGUUCACUCUCAAACAAUCCAAAUUCCUAAUUGUCCCACCGGCUGGAAUAGUCUUUGGAUUGGAUACUCAUUCGCAAUGCAUACGGGAGCGGGAGCCGAAGGAGGAGGACAAUCACUCAGGUUAGUCAAACACUAA
Messenger RNA from Cooperia oncophora, 2463 nucleotides. Lineage: Eukaryota; Metazoa; Nematoda; Chromadorea; Rhabditida; Trichostrongylidae. The record is from the annotation of a GenBank genome assembly.